Messenger RNA from Amphiprion ocellaris (clown anemonefish), 2431 nucleotides. It is a transcript of the gene rab40b, whose product is annotated as RAB40B, member RAS oncogene family. Gene Ontology annotation, cellular component: synaptic vesicle; endosome; plasma membrane. The transcript has 6 exons. The record is from RefSeq and is a predicted model, not a curated record. Lineage: Eukaryota; Metazoa; Chordata; Actinopteri; Pomacentridae. Gene Ontology annotation, biological process: protein localization to plasma membrane; intracellular signal transduction. Bases 255 to 1076 code for a protein of 273 amino acids. Gene Ontology annotation, molecular function: GTP binding; GTPase activity.
CCGCCUUCAGUCCCGGAGCAGAACGGAACCAACCGGAGAGCCGUCACCUCAGUGCGUAAAAGCGCGGCGCGUCCUGUGAGCGCUACCGGCUCAGAGCGCGCACCAGCUUUGAUGCGCGCCGCAGGUUGGACUCACCUGGACUGAGCAGGUAACAUGUGACCUGGUCUGGUCCUCUGGAAGCGGAGGACCAGCGGGGAGCUUCGGUUCGGGUCUCGCCUCAUGAUGGGACGCUUCGGCCGCCGCCCGCCGCCAGGAUGAACCGGAGGAGCCCCAGAGCGCACGACUUCCUGCUCAAGUUCCUGCUGGUGGGCGACAGCGACGUGGGGAAGGGAGAGAUCCUGGAGAGCCUGCAGGACGGAGCCUCCGAGUCCCCGUACGGACACGACAUGGGCAUCGACUACAAGACGACCACCAUCCUCCUGGACGGGAGACGAGUCAAACUGCAGCUCUGGGACACGUCUGGUCAGGGACGGUUCUGCACCAUCUUCAGAUCUUAUUCCAGAGGAGCUCAGGGAGUCCUUCUGGUUUAUGACAUCACCAACCGCUGGUCCUUCGAUGGAAUCGAUCGCUGGAUCAAAGAGAUAGACGAGCAUGCCCCGGGGGUCCCUAAGAUCCUGGUGGGAAACCGGCUCCACCUGGCCUACAAGCGUCAGGUGACCACGGACCAGGCCCGGGUCUUCGCCCAGAAGCUUGGUGUCACGUUCUUCGAGGUCAGUCCGCUCUGCAACUUUAACGUCACCGAGUCCUUCACCGAGCUGGCCCGGAUCGUCCUCAUGAGGCACGGCAUGGAGCGGCUCUGGAGGCCCAACAGAGUCUUCAGCCUCCAGGACCUGUGCUGUCGCUCCAUCGUCUCCUUCACUCCGGUCCACCUGGUGGAGAAGCUGCCGCUGCCUCCAACCCUCCAGUCUCACCUCAAGUCGUUCUCCGUGGCGACCGGCCUGAACGCCCGCAUGAUGCACGGACGCUCGUACUCUGUGGCCGGGCAGCACGGCGCCUCCCGAAGGACCAAACCCAAACCAAUCCCACUGACCAGCCCGUCCGCUCAGAGCUGCAGGAACGGCUGCAAGGUUUCCUAACGACAGCAAACUCACCGCGGUGUGUUCAGGGCCUGAAGGCGUCGGAGGGAAGGUUCUGAUCCAGAGGGAAAAAAUUUUUUAAAACUGCUUCAAACUACAGGAAAUUAGAAAAACUAAACCGUCUGGAACUGGUGAGAACAAUCUCUGGGUUCAACAUGUCGAAGUUUUAGUUUCACCUGAAAAACUGGAGCAGCUGACUUCACGUAAACAACAGUAAACAACAAUAAACAACCGUAAAUGACAAUAAACAACCGUAAACAACAAGACACGACAGUCAACAGCAGAAAACAACAAUAAACAGGAAACAAGGUUAAACAACAAUAAACAAGAGUUCACAACAGUUAACAAAAACAAACAAUAAAUUACAAUAAACAACAAAAAUCAGGAAACAAGAGAAAACAGCAGGAAACAAUAACAACAGUAAACAAUAAACAACAGGAAACAACAAUAAACAGGAAAUAAACAGCUAACAAUAAACAACAGGAAACAAUAAUAAACGGGAAAUAAACAGUUAACAAUAAACAACAGGAAACAGGUGUAAACAACGUAAGAUUUGUUUUUUGAAAAUAUUUUUGUGGAAACAUUAAAACUUUAUGUGAGAAUAUCCGACACUUAUUUCUGAACAUCGUAGAACAACUACUAUAAAAUGUUCUCAAAAUAUUACUUUUUUCUCACGUUUCGACUUUUAAAGACUUUCUGAGAAUUUUCUUUGUCCAAAUAUUACAGUCUGAAAAUGUCAGUUUUAUUCUUGAAACAAACUUUUUCACAUAAAACACUUUAUUCUGAAAAUAUCACAACUUUUACUCUCAAAAAUAUACAUUUUUUCCCCAGACUUUCAACAGUAAAAUUUUAAUAUUUCUUAAAUCUUUAAAUGUCACAUAUUUAUGAAUUCCCUCCUCGUAAAAUCAGAUUACUGUUGAAAUAUUCCAUCUUUUAUGGGAUAUUCCAGCUGUUUUCUCUCUAUUGUGAACUUUUCAGGUUCGUGUUUUCUUUGCCAACGGUGACCUGAUGAAACUCCAUCAGACUUCAGAGAAGAAGAGACUUUUAAACUUUCUGCUGUGAUUAAAAUGUGUUUUUAUAUUUUUAUUGAGGCCUGUAAUGAAUCACAAACUGAAGACGAGGAGAUCUGAGGUAAAUAAACGACAUUAGGCCUCAGACUGGUUUGAUUUCAGGUGAAUCUUCCUUCAUGUUUACACUCUGAACCUUCUCCUUGUGUUUUAUUGAACCUCCUCUGUGUACAAUAUUUGUACGUGUUGUAAAUACGCUGUUUGAUAUGAUGAAGAUGAACAGGCCGUUCCAGUGUUUCAGGUCACGUUUCUAAGAUGCAUCUUUACAAUAAACUUUAUCCUUCGUCA